Messenger RNA from Lytechinus pictus (painted urchin), 3503 nucleotides. RefSeq names its product E3 SUMO-protein ligase NSE2-like. Bases 531 to 1256 code for a protein of 241 amino acids. Gene Ontology annotation, molecular function: SUMO ligase activity; zinc ion binding. NCBI's taxonomy places the organism in Eukaryota, Metazoa, Echinodermata, Echinoidea, Temnopleuroida, Toxopneustidae. Gene Ontology annotation, biological process: protein sumoylation; double-strand break repair via homologous recombination. The record is from RefSeq and is a predicted model, not a curated record. Gene Ontology annotation, cellular component: nucleus; Smc5-Smc6 complex. The transcript has 7 exons.
GAGGGGUACACAGUAUAUCCCAACCCCCCAAAAAAAAAAUAUAUAUGCUGGAUUCGUUUCAGAGACUGAAACCCAUGGCCCGUAUCUGAAAUAGUAUAUUGGUACCAUAGAGACGUAAAUUAGUAUACAUCUCUGUGAUUGGUACCAAUAAUUCAUUGGUGUAGGGGUGGGGUGCAGUGCCACCUUUCAUCGGCAGCAGAAGGGCUCACGUGCCCGGGAUGCCAUUUCCAUUAUCAGCGCAUGCAAUUCUUAUGAACACAUAUUUAAUUGUGUAAUCACAAUUUUGUGCUGCACUCAUUCGAAUUGUGUGGGAGCUAAAUCCCUUGUCUGGUCCCGUCCACGGUUGGCCAGAGGCAGACCGCGUAAUUCGAAUUACCGGUGAACAAAGAUAACUCACAUCAUUCCGAAGAUUAGCAGACAUAUUAAGCGACAAUCAAGCCCCCACAAAAGUUUAAUACGGCCCCAGGGAGUGGGAGUUGAGUGACAGCCGAAAUUUUAACCGAUUAAAGCCUCCAACCCUCUGCAACACCAUGGCAAUGCAAGUGGUUGACGUAGCAGUUCAGAGCUUGGGGAAGAUGAAGGGGAACAUUACCAAUGGGAUGGAUGACAUUCUCAGUGUAGUCGGCAAUUUAGCUGAAGGUCAAGACUCAAUUGACGAUGAGAAUCUUGCUGCCUUGGAGAAGAUGCUCCUAGAUUAUGCAUCAAUGGAACGCACUUUGAAGCAGUUUACUGCAGCUGUAUCUGAUGUGAAAUCACAGUUCUCUGAACUGAGCGAUUCUAACGUCAAGGUGGAAGCUGUUAAGGAACUUCUUGAUGACACCUUUAAAAUCAAGGUCAAGAACAACUCUAAGAGUGAUCUUCAAAGUCAUGAUAAAGUACUGGAGUUUAGGAACAAACUGCAGGAGCUUGGAGAAAGUCAAGAAGAGGAUGAGGAUGAAGCCGGUCCAUCUUCUGUGGCUGACCAGUCACUUGGUGAAGAGGAGCUUGUGAUGACCCAGACAGAAGUCGGUACCAAAUGUCCAUUCACUCAACAGGAGAUGACAAACCCUGUCAGAAACACCAACUGUGGACAUCACUAUGAGAAGCGAGGGAUUGAUGAACUGUUCUCCAAGAGAAAGAGGUUCAGAUGUCCUCUGCCGGGCUGCAACAACAAGGCAUACAUCGUCCCAGAUCACAUGGUACUAGACCAAGCUUUCAAAAAGGUACUUGAGAAGCAGAGACGAGCAAACAAACGCAAACAGGCAGAUAGUAUGUAGACUGGGUCACCAAGUAAAAGCAUCCAGUUCCUUGAGAAAUGCUAAAGAGAUGGAGAAACUUUUAUUUGUUGCAAACAUGGCAGUUAUUUGGAGUUUGAAUAAAGGCCCUUGAGAUUAUAUGAUAUGGGAAGAGAUGAAUUCUGGAAAACAAGAGCAUGUGGAUACUGCACUUUGCUCCUGGUAAAGAAUUAAAAAUUCCUUCCACAUAUUCUAGCCAAAGAGAUGAAGGACUAUCAUGCUCUACAAAAAAGGUAGUUUUCUGGAGUUUGAAAAAAGACAGAGGAAGAGAUGGGAGCAGAAGAAAGCAAAUUGAAGCAUGCAGUUAGAAGAUGUAUAUACAUUGUAAUGUAGGUAAAAAUUGAAACUUCCAUUGCUGUGUGCUAUUGCUAGCUGAAAAAAAAUAUGCAGAAACUGUUAGACCAACCUUGAGCUUUACAAUGGCCUGCAUGGUAGGAGCGAAGACUGAACAAAUGUGAGCAGAUAGGUAAACUAGAUCAACAAAGUAAGGUAAAAUGACUGUUGUUAUACUAAUCCAAAGAUAUAUGUAGAAGUUAUUAUCUCGCAUCAGAUGGAUAGAUACCUUAUUUCGUAAAGACUUACUCUAAUAAUAUAUGCUCAAUUUCUAGAAUAAGUUUACUAUUAGCUGAUCAAUCAAAGGAUCUUAAUAGCUUUUAACUGUCAUUACAAAUUUGUUAUUGUGUAAACAAGUUUUAUGAAACGGGGCCCCUGAAUUUGAAAAAAGCCUUUAAUAAAAUGGGACAAGCAGAAAAGAGCAAACAAAAGCAAGUAGGUACAUGGUAUAAAUCAGGUCACCAAAUAAAAUUUCUAGUGCCACAUACAGGUAGCCUACAUGCUGAUGCAAAAAAUACUUUCAAAUUUGUUCUAAAAAGGAAGUUCUGAUCAUAACUCAUCUAUGGUGAAGUGGAGUCUUCUGUUUUUGUUGAAGUAACUCCUGUAGGAAAUCAGCAGCGCAUCUUUACACCACAAGCCGGAAAUAUUUACAUCUAAGUUAAUCAAUCAUAUUAACUGACCUCGACCAAAAAUACUCUUGGGCCAUUUUGGUUUAAGUGGAGAUAAUGGCUGAGCAGAGAUUCAAACUCUUAACCUCACAAUCAUGAGUCCAAUGCUCUAACUACUAGACCAUAUUGAUUAGAAGCUGAUGAGUGUGUACAAACCAAAGCAGGUAGAUAACAUUUUGGACUGCGCUUUAAUCAUGAAGCUGUCUGUUCAGAAUGUGAUGUGGCAGUAGAGCCAAUGUAAAUCCACAUUGAUUGAAUGAUUAAUUUCUGUUCUGGAUCCAAGGCAAAUUUACUUACAGCCUAAAGUGACUUUUGGGUCACUGCUUUUAAUUACAUUUAAGUGUAAGUUGAUAUACAUGUACAAUAUGUCAAGUUAAAAGUGCAACAUUGUAUAGCUUAUAGUAAGAUUCUAACCCCUGAUUGAUCAAACUACAUGUGCAAGUGCAAGUGCUGGGAAGCCGGGGUCCUUUUUCUUUGGUCAAGUUUACAUCAGCACCCUAAGUUAAAAUAUCGUUACGAGGGCCGUGAUCAAGUGACAUGGUGCGAUUCCAUGUAUCAUUGUCAAUGGGUUUUGACUUGCUUUCAAUUUCUUCAAUCACCCCUGUGAUAGAAGGUAUUACCCUGAGGGUGCAUGCAUGCAAGGGCGGCUCAACGAGUCGUGUUAUUACUUCUGGCUCAAGCUGGCUGCUGUUAGGUCAGGUGCGUGCAGCCACAGGCCUCCAGGCGCCUUACCUAUACUUGUUGAACGCAGCUUGUGUAAAUUACAAAGUAAUUCAGCCAAUCAACUUAAAUUAGAGUUAUGCUUGUGUUCAUAAAAUAGAUGCCAGUAGCCCUUGGGUCUAGAGUUAGUGUAAGACAUAUAUUUAUGAUUAAUGAUCUGUAUAUCAAACAAAUAUGGACUGCUCUGUAUUCGGAUGAAAGGUUGAAAUCACUACAUGGGUGAUUUUCAUGCCAGCCUUUCUAUCACCCCUUGGCCAAGCACCUCGGGAAUAGUAAUUUACAGUCAUCCUCACAAUUACUUAAUAUUUAGAUAUUAAAAAGGAAGUAUUGGGGAUAAUGGUUUUGCAUCUAGGACUCAUUACAGGGGUGUGUUAUUUCAUCAAUUGUUACUAAUGUCAAUUGUUGGAAAGGGUAAGACUAAGAUUUUUGCACUUGCCAUAGAUACACCACUUGUAAGCUAUAUUAGAUGUAAACAUUAAACCUUUUCAUUUUUCUGUUGUAAAAUUGA